AUGCAGCAAAGGCACCCCAAGGAUGGAACGAGACAAUAUAUCUCAUUCUACGAGGAAGAGGAGUCGUGUGACACAACAAUACUUGAGUUCGCAAAGAUAGAUAUUAAUCUGCUACAAAUGUUACAUCGCAAAGAGCUUGCUUGCGUAGCAAGGUGGUACAAUGAUAUGGAGAUUGCAUCUAAAGUAACGUAUUCAAGGCAUAGAGUAGCAGAGGCGUACUUGUGGUCAGUUGGAGCAUAUUUUGAGCCUCAAUAUUCUCAAGCACGAGUUACAUUAGCUAUUGCACUAAUCCUAUUCACAGCGCUUGACGAUAUGUACGAUGCCUAUGGUACAACGGAGGAACUUGAGAUUUUCACAGAUGCAAUGGAAAAGUGGCUUCCCGUUUCCCCUAACGGGAUACCUGAGAGCAUGAAGCACAUUUACCGUCUCACGGUAGAUUUCUAUAAUAAACUCGAAGAGGAACUUGAGAAGGAAGGAAGGUUAAGACUCAUAAACUCAAUGUUGUGGCUUCCAUCUUAA
Molecule: messenger RNA, 519 nt
Organism: Thlaspi arvense
Lineage: Eukaryota; Viridiplantae; Streptophyta; Magnoliopsida; Brassicales; Brassicaceae
Source: the annotation of a GenBank genome assembly